Molecule: messenger RNA, 1390 nt
Organism: Aspergillus brunneoviolaceus CBS 621.78
Lineage: Eukaryota; Fungi; Ascomycota; Eurotiomycetes; Eurotiales; Aspergillaceae
Exons: 2
Coding region: 364-1236 (290 amino acids)
Source: RefSeq, a predicted model, not a curated record
UAUCCGAUCACUACCCCGUCUCAACUAGAAAUCAGGAUAAACUUUCCACAUAAAAUCAACUUCGCAAGCUUGACCUCUUCUGUGAGACAAACGCGACGUGUCUUCGCUCUUGUCGUCUGGCACGCAUGAGGUGCAGUAGAAAUAUUCAAGCGCCUCACAAGCAAUUGUCCGAGACGUUUUGAGCUCUAUUGUUCGUCUUUGAGUAGAAGUGGAUCAGCCUGGCAUUCACUCACGGCCAGCAGUCCGAUGCGCUUCUAGGUUCGAUGAAAUAUAGCUUUGUACCUAACAGAUCCACCCUCGCAAGCGAUUCGCUUAUCAUCCUGCAGUCUGUUGCUUGAUAUCAAGCGACUUAUAUUACCCACAAUGAUGCUUCCGUUCAUCCAUCGACUUCGAGGGAUUCGAAGACCACCGAACCCCUUAGGUAACGACAACGAGACCGGCGCUUCAUCGGAGGAAGAGGCCAAGACAUUGGAUAAGGAUGCAUACUACCCUAGCUGCUACGACGUGUUGAAGGUCCGAUACCUGCUGCAGCAUAUCUGGAAAUGGAAGAGAGACUCGGAGGAGCUGUUCCCUUGUGAGCUUGUGGACAUGAUCGUGGAUGCGGCCGAAUACUGGGCAACCAGCGAGUCUAGCCUGGAAGGAGAGACGAUUAUCCGAAAGGAUCAGGACCAGGUGCUGUUAACAACCGUGCCACUGUGCUAUGCUAUGGAGACAUUAAGUUCCGACUCUCCCCGGGUGCUUCCCCAUCGAACCGCUCACCCUUGCCGCAAGAUCAUGUUUACCAUCUCAGCCCAUGACCAGGGAUGGGGUGGCGGUGCCCGCAAUAAAGGUCCAUACGACGGGUCUUUCACAUGGUUCGACACCCAGAUUAUCCACUCGGCCCAGAAGCCGCCUCCACCAAAUGAAGCGCCGAGUCAGGAGCAGCAGCGGGUACACUUCGAAUCGGGCGAUCCUCUUCUACUCCCGAGCCCUCAUAAGCUACAGUCAAACCGAACGGCGGACAAGAAUACCCAGCUACAUCGUAUCACUUGGCAUUAUCUGGAUAACAUCCCCAGCGACUCCAGUGAAGCAGAAGACAUCGAAACCAGCCAGGGUCGUGGGCGUGCAACCUUAGACGGUAGUCAAGUUCGUGCUUUAGAAGUGGGUGAUGCCAUCCAGAUCUGGGGGAGAGCUCGAUUUGGGGGAUGGAUCAAUCAUGUUGAGCGGGUGAUGGUGCGAGUAUUCUGGGCUGUGUGAUUAGGCCGGAACGAGCGUUUCUUUCCAGUUAAGGUGGCUUGAUAAGGGCCAGUCUCGGACGGUAAAUGAUAGUCAUGAACUGGCACGGCAAGAUCAGCAUGGAUCAAUCGCAUAGUUAAGUAGCCAGCAAAUAAUCAUCGUGUAUAAAUUUUAG